This is a messenger RNA of Aspergillus ibericus CBS 121593, 2052 nucleotides long. RefSeq names its product glutamyl-tRNA synthetase. Gene Ontology annotation, biological process: glutamyl-tRNA aminoacylation; translation. The record is from RefSeq and is a predicted model, not a curated record. The transcript has 3 exons. The coding region runs from base 1 to 2052 and encodes 683 amino acids. NCBI's taxonomy places the organism in Eukaryota, Fungi, Ascomycota, Eurotiomycetes, Eurotiales, Aspergillaceae. Gene Ontology annotation, cellular component: methionyl glutamyl tRNA synthetase complex; cytosol; cytoplasm. Gene Ontology annotation, molecular function: glutamate-tRNA ligase activity; ATP binding.
AUGGCAACUCUUACAGUGGCCUCGCGGGCUAAUGCUGCCCUUGCACUCCCCACUGUGUUAAGUGCAGCUUAUGCAAAGCAUCACGGGCUGCAAGUGAGCAUUGUCUUCGAGGAUGUGGUCUCAUUGAAUUCACAGAAUAGUCUGGAUCUUGUUACAGCUGAUGGCGACUGUAUAGCAGAUGAAGCAAUUCUGGACUUCUUCAACAAGGCCAUGAAAGCUUCCUUUUACGGGAAGCAAAUUGAGGUGGAUGAAUGGCUCAAGCGAUCUGCUUCCUUUGUUCUUGAUAAUUACAAGGCGUUGUGUAGCCCAAUGAAGGAACUCGAAUCACAUCUGACCUUGCGCUCCUACAUUGUUGGGUACUCCCUCACCCUAGCCGAUAUUAUCAUCUGGGGAACGCUCCGCGGCAACCCUACAAUUGUCGGGCUCCGACGGAGUAGCCUCAAUAUCUCCCGAUGGUUUUCCUUUAUCGAGGACACCAAUCCUUGGAUAACGGAGGCCGUGGCCGGGUUUCAAAGCCAUGCACGACAAAGAAAAGCUGCAGCAAGCGCGGCAGGUGCGAAUUAUAAUAUUGGCUUGACCAACACGGAGAAUGGGAUCGUUUGUCGCUUUCCUCCAGAGCCGUCAGGGUAUCUGCAUAUCGGCCAUGCAAAGGCGGCGUUGCUGAACUCUUAUUUUGCCCAUGAAUACGGGGCCAGAAGAGGUAUCCUAAUCUGUCGGUUUGAUGACACAACCCCUUCGAAAGAAUCCCAGGAGUUCCAAGAUUCAAUUCUGCACGCCCUUUCGCUCCUCGGUGUUGUACCAGAUCGCAUUUCAUAUUCCAGCGAUUACUUCCAGCAAAUGUACGAGGCGUGCGUGACGCUUAUUAAAGCCGGGAAGGCUUACGCCGACAAUACAGCCCUGGAGGUGAUGCGCGAUCAGAGAGGGAAGGGCAUCGCAAGUUCAUGUCGCACCAUGACAGUGGUGCAUUCGUGCGAAAUAUCGAUAGAUGAUGUGAACAAGGCGUUACGAGAUCCCGUCAUCUAUCGCUGCAACCACCAGCCGCACCAUCGUACAGGAACAGCUUGGAAGAUUUAUCCAACUUACGAUUUUUGCGCCCCGUUUCUGGACUCGAUUGAGCAGGUCACGCAUGCGUUGAGGACAAAUGAGUACCGUGACCGGAAUGCUCAAUAUCACUGGAUGCAAGACGCGUUGGGUCUGCGACGGGUCCAGAUCUGGGACUUCUCAAGGCUAAACUUUGUCCGGACUGUUCUGUCCAAACGAAAGCUAACUAAGAUUGUGGAGAGCGGCGCUGUUUGGGGUUGGGAUGAUCCCCGCAUGCCCACGGUCCGUGGGAUUCGUCGGAGAGGCUGCACAAUACCGGCACUGCGACAGUUCAUCCUAAAACAAGGUCCGAGCCAGAAUAUCGUCAACAUGGAUUGGACCAGCCUCUGGGCAAUAAAUAAGAAACAUAUCGAUCCGAUAGCAGCUCGUUACGCCGCCAUCCCAAAGGCGAAGGCUGUAAGUGCAUGGGUAGAUGGAAUCGACGCUAAUAGCAUCGCUGAAAUCCCCAAACACAAGAACCAGGAGUUGGGAACGAAGAAAAUUGUCUUCAGCAGGGAUAUACUCCUUAGUCAAGACGACGCCCGUCUUUUAAAGGAGCGUGAGGUGAUCACUCUGAUGAACUGGGGAAACGCAACUAUUACCAAGAUAUCCACGGACCCUCAAACGGGCGAUGUCUCACUCCUGCAGCUGAAGCUAGAUCUACAAUCGGACGUAAAGAACACCGAGAAGAAGAUCACUUGGCUGGCCAAAGAGACUUCAAACAUGGUUCCUGUUGAGCUGUAUGCUUUCGACUACCUCAUCACAAAGGAAAAGCUCGACAAGGAAGAAGACGUUGCAUCUUGCCUGACAAGCCCAAGUAGAACACGAACAGAGGCUUGGGCAGAUUGCAAUGUCAUGGAUCUUUGCGAGGACGACAUAAUACAGUUCGAUCGAACUGGCUAUUUCCGAGUCGACCGACCAUGCUGCGAUGGUCAGCCGGCGAUCAUGUUCAACAUUCCCACAGGAAGAUAA